AUGGCGGACCCCGCCCACUCGGACCUGAUCGCCAGGCACUACAACUACACCGGCAAGCUGCGCAAGUGGGACGGGUCGGGCCUGAAGGCCGACUCGGCCGUCUUCCUGGCCGUGUGCUGCCUGAUCGUCCUGGAGAACCUCCUGGUCCUGGCCACCAUCUGGAGGACCAAGAAGUUCCACAAGCCCAUGUUCUACUUCCUGGGCAACCUGGCGCUGUCCGACCUCCUGGCGGGCGUGGUCUACGCCGCCAACAUCCUGCUGUCGGGCGCCAACACUUACAGGCUGACGCCCACCCAGUGGUUCCUGCGCGAGGGCUCGGUCUUCGUGGCCCUGGCGGCCUCCGUCUUCAGCCUGCUGGCCAUCGCCGUGGAACGCCACCUGACCAUGCUGAAAAUGAAGGUGCACGACGGGGGGCGCGCCGGCCGCGUCUUCCCGCUGCUCAGCGCCGUGUGGAUGGUGGCCGCCCUCUUGGGGGGCCUCCCCCUCAUGGGCUGGAACUGCAUCGGACGGCUGGAGCGCUGCUCCACCGUGCUGCCCCUCUACCACAAAACCUACAUCCUCUUCUGCACGACCGUCUUCAGCGUCAUCCUGAUGGCCAUCGUGGCCCUCUACGCCCGCAUCUACGCCCUGGUGCGCGCCCGCAGCCGUCGCCUGGUCCCGCGCGAGGGGGGGGCCAAGAGCUGCGAGCGCUCCAUGGCGCUGCUGAAAACGGUGGUGGUGGUGCUGAGCUGCUUCAUCGCCUGCUGGGCGCCGCUCUUUGUGCUCCUGCUGCUGGACGCCGCCUGCCGGACGCACGGCUGCGCCAUCCUCUACCGGGCCCAGUGGUUCCUGGCGCUGGCCGUGCUCAACUCGGCCACCAACCCGCUCAUCUACACGCUGACCAGCGAGGAGAUGCGACGCGCCUUCCUGGAGACGCUGCUGUGCGGGUCGGACCGCCUCCGCGUCUCCGCUCGCGCCGCCGCCGCCGAAUUCAGCCGCGGGCGCUCCGAGAACUCCUCGCGUCCCGAAGGGGAGGAGUCCCGGGGUUCCUCCCCGCCAGCGAUGGCCCCUCCCUCCUGCUGA
Messenger RNA from Nerophis lumbriciformis (worm pipefish), 1062 nucleotides. NCBI's taxonomy places the organism in Eukaryota, Metazoa, Chordata, Actinopteri, Syngnathiformes, Syngnathidae. The record is from RefSeq and is a predicted model, not a curated record.